This is a messenger RNA of Parathielavia appendiculata, 4098 nucleotides long. RefSeq names its product glycosyltransferase family 1 protein. The transcript is spliced from 4 exons. Lineage: Eukaryota; Fungi; Ascomycota; Sordariomycetes; Sordariales; Chaetomiaceae. Gene Ontology annotation, molecular function: UDP-glycosyltransferase activity; hexosyltransferase activity. The record is from RefSeq and is a predicted model, not a curated record. The coding region runs from base 1 to 4098 and encodes 1365 amino acids. Gene Ontology annotation, biological process: carbohydrate metabolic process.
AUGACUGAAGGCUCGCUUCCGCGGCGGAUCACAGGGAACACUCGCCGUGGGAGGACCAACGCUGUCCCCAUGGACGAGGACUUCGAAGACGCCGACGUCGAUGUUGCACCCCCCGCCUACGGCGAACAUCAUGACCAACUGCAGUUUUCCCGGGCCGGCUUUGCCGCCGAUGCUGCCGUUACAACCGACGGUCGCGUCAAUAUCCAUAUCAAUGAGAAGAACCAGCGAUUAUCGGAGCUUCUAACUCCCGCCCUCACGAGGCAGCUCCGUGCCGAGACCCCGUUCCCUGCUGGACCCCUCCCGCCGGCCUACAUCCCGCCGAGUCUGGGGGGUCAGCCCGGCCAAACACCGCCGCCCCGACUGAACGUGGUGAUUCAGAUCGUCGGGUCAAGAGGCGAUGUUCAGCCCUUUGUGGCCUUGGGACAGGUCCUGCGCGACACGUACGGGCACCGCGUGCGCGUGGCCACACACGCCAACUUCAAGUCCUUUGUCGAAGAGAACGGGCUCGAGUUCUUCAACAUCGGCGGAGACCCGGCCCAGCUCAUGGCUUUCAUGGUCAAAAACCCGGGUCUGAUGCCUGGCUUGGAGACCUUAAAGAACGGCGACAUCCAGCGGCGCCGCCAGGAGAUCAAGGAGAUCCUCAUGGGGUGUUGGCGGUCCUGUUUCGAGGCGGGUGACGGCAUGGGUAUUGCACCGCCGCAGCACAAAAGAGACGAGCCCCUAGAUGAACGGUUCUUAUUGCCCGGCGAUCCGGGGCAUCGGCCUUUCGUGGCAGAUGCCAUCAUUGCGAAUCCGCCCAGUUUUGCACACAUCCACAUUGCCGAGAAGCUGGGUAUUCCACUGCAUAUGAUGUUCACGAUGCCCUGGACACCCACGCGAGCAUUCCCACACCCCCUUGCUGAUGUGGUCGCGACCAACGCCGACGCCGCCAUAACCAACUACGUCUCAUACGCUUUGGUUGAGAUGAUGACUUGGCAGGGACUCGGCGAUCUGAUCAACCGGUUCCGAUACAACAUUCUCGACCUCGACCCUAUCUCCCUCCUGUGGGCACCGGGCUUGCUCACCCGGCUACGGAUCCCUGCCACGUACUGCUGGUCACCCGCUUUGACCCCGAAACCCGCAGACUGGGCGCCAGAGAUAACCGUAUCCGGCUUCUUCUUUCUGAAUCUUGAAUCGAACUACACCCCUGAGCCGGAGCUCGCCCGGUUCCUCGCGGCCGGGCCACCGCCAGUUUAUGUCGGUUUUGGCUCUAUUGUCGUUGAUGACCCGGAUGCACUCACUCAUACCAUUUUCAAUGCAAUCAUCAAGUCCGGUGUACGGGCGAUCGUGUCGAAAGGAUGGGGCGGCAUAGGCGGCGACUCGGCUGAUGUGCCCGAGGGCGUCUUCAUGCUCGGCAACUGCCCCCAUGACUGGCUAUUCAGGCACGUUGCUGCCGUGGUUCACCAUGGCGGUGCCGGCACGACCGCGGCCGGCAUCAGAGCUGGAAGACCGACGGUCGUGGUGCCGUUCUUUGGAGAUCAGAUAUUUUGGGGCUCCAUGGUCGCCAGAUCUGGAGCUGGCCCAGCCCCGAUCCCGUACAAGAAGCUGACGGCCGAGAACCUGGCGGCUGCCAUUGAGUUCACGAUGCGGCCCGAGACACAGGCUCGCGCGCAAGAGCUGGGUGAGAGGAUCAAGCAGGAGAAGGGUGUUGAUGUUGCCGGCAAGAGUUUCCAUCAGUUUCUCAAUACUGACAAUAUGCGGUGCUCCCUGGCUCCUAGCCGGGUGGCGGUCUGGCGGGUCAGGAGGUCCAAGGUCCGCCUGAGCGCUCUGGCCGCCGCCAUUGUGGUGAAGCAGGGCUGGGUGAAGUAUUCGGAUCUUAAAUUAUAUCGGUCGAUCGACUACAAUACUGAUGAGCAGCCUUGGGACCCCAUUUCAGCGGUCAUUCUGGCAAUUGUCGGAGAUGUUGGUGCACUGACCAUGGCCGUGGCGGAUUUCCCUCGAGAGAUCUUUAAGGCUCAGGGGAAGAAGGACAAGGACAAGGCUGCCCCUGAAGACGGCACGGCGAAAGCGGAAGACGCACACUCCAUCUUGACCGCAACGCCAUCUGUCGAGAGCGGUCCUGCGGCUCACCAGAGGGCAGAUUCCCGCUCCGCUCCGGCUAGCAUCUCUUCACAUGCUACAGCUCACGGAUCAGCCGAGUUGUUAGCGAUCGUCCAAUCCUCCACGCGUUCGCUGAGCGGCAGCCUCUCUCCACAACCGUCCGGAGCCCCGGCAACCCCUCCCCCUGUGCCGUCGCGAACACCCACUAGCCUCGAGUCCCCAGCUAUGCCCUCGGCGGUCCCAUCCAGCACCGUCAACCUCGACGUAGCCAUCGCAGCCGGCAAAGGCGUCGGCCGCAUCGUCGGCGCGGGUAUGAAGUUCUACUCCAACUUCUGCCUCGGCAUGGCUCGGGGGUUCCGCAACGCCCCCAAACUCUACAACGACGACACAGUCCGGCCGCCUGAGAAAGUCACCGGCCUCGUCAGCGGCAUGAAGGUAGCCGGGAAGGAGUUCGGCUUGGGGGUGUACGACGGGACGUCGGGGCUGUUCACGCAGCCGUGGAAGGGCGCUGAGAAGGAAGGGGCCAAGGGGUUCGUGAAGGGGUUCGGCAAGGGCGUCGGCGGCCUCUUCUUCAAGAAUGCCGCGGCCCUUUGCGCUAUUCCUGCGUACACGAUGCAGGGCAUCCAGGCCGAGGUGCGCAGGAAGUUCACCAAGAGCUCGGUGAAUUACAUCAUCACGUCGCGCGUGCUGCAGGGAGAGGAGGAUAUGGCCGGGGCGACGGCCGAGGAGAAGCACGAUAUCAUGACGAGGUGGCAUGCCAAGCGGGAUGAGCUCAAGGGGUUUUAUCUGCUGAAGCAGAAGGAGAGUGAGAGGGCGAAGGCGGCGGCCAAGGCAGCGGCGGAGGUAGUCGCUACCGCUCAUAACUCAGCGGAGGUGCCGGGAAACACCAUUGGUACGCCGGAGGGCGGUCCCUCGGCGAAGACAGGGCGGCUGAGCUUGCCGUGGAGCAGACGGCGAACCGCGAGCAACGUCAACGGCAACGUCAACUCGCCCACUACCUGGGCGGCGACGCUCCCGCCCACCACGGCCAGCUCUGCGUCGAGUAAUUUUUCCUUUGAGGACCACGAGGCCCUGGAGCGGGCAAUUCAAGAGUCGGUUCUGCAGACGUCGACGGGCGAUCCGGAGGAAGAUGCCAGGGUCGAGGCGGCGAUCAGGGCGAGUGUGAUGGAGAUGCGCAGGGCUGCUGAGCAGCAGCAGCAGCAGCAACAAGGCCAUCCCCAGCACCAGACCCCAAGCCAGACCUUUGGCGGUUGGAUCGCUGAUCAAAAGAUUGGCCCCGGCGACUCUGGCGAGCUGUCGAUCGAAGAGUGGACCAACAUCACCGACGAGGAAUACCAGGCGCUGGUUGAGGAGGCCGUCCGAAGGAGUCUGCUGGAGCAGGAGCUGGAGGAGCAGGCACACCACCUUCAACAGCAGGAUGAGCUGCACUUCCAGCAAGCGAACGACCACUACCAGAACUAUCAUUCCAACACAGCAGAGGUCGCGAGACAACAACCACAACAGUCGACCGUCAGGCUCGUGGCCGACCAGCAGCAGCAGCAGCAGCCGGCAGUGGCGGAAUUGCCGGGCAACCACCACGCUCCCUCAACAACCACAACAACGCAGAGUCCCCCCCACAACAGGGAAGAAGGAGACGCGCAAGGGGGAGAAGAGGAACUGUUGCGUCGGGCAUUGGAGGAGUCGGAGCGGUUGCACCGCGGCUGGACCGAGGCGAUGGCGCGGCAGCGGACCGAGGAGGAGAUUGUGCUCGAGUAUGUCAUGAAGCAGAGCCUCGCCGAGGAGGAGUUUCGGAUGGCGCGGGAGGCGGCGGCGGGGAAGGGGAAGCAGCCUGUUUCCUCCUCGCGGGGGCAGGGGCAGGGGCAAACAGGUGGGAAUGAGGGCCAACAGGCUGGGGAGGAGGACGAGGAAUUGAGGAGGGCGAUUGAGGAGAGUUUGAGGAUGAGUGGGGCUAGGGGCAGUGGUGGUGGGAGUGGGAGUGGCCUGGGGGUGGGACCGUCGAGGCCGAGGUGGGAGGGUUGA